Molecule: messenger RNA, 2743 nt
Organism: Ctenocephalides felis (cat flea)
Lineage: Eukaryota; Metazoa; Arthropoda; Insecta; Siphonaptera; Pulicidae
Product: protein CASC3-like
Exons: 10
Coding region: 72-2420 (782 amino acids)
Biological process (GO): mRNA processing
Cellular component (GO): exon-exon junction complex
Molecular function (GO): mRNA binding
Source: RefSeq, a predicted model, not a curated record
CUGAUAAAUACUUCUAAUACAUUGACAGUCAUAUGUAAACUACUUUUAAAUCAUCAACAAAAACGAAAAAUAUGUCUGAAGUCCGUCGUCGCAAAAAUACAAAUGACUCUGAGGGGUUAUCAGAGACUUCGUUUGAAGAAAUUAAAAAAGUAUCAGAUUCGGAGACAGAUAAUAAUGAAUUGUCAACUCUUGACUGUCCUGACUCUGAAUAUGAAACUGUAGAGGAAUCUGGAUCUGAGUCUGAUGAUACAGAUCAUGUUCCAUCAAAUCGGAAUAGUUCAUUAGAUCUAAGUGAUAAAGAAGAUGCUAAUGAUGAAAGUGUUAUUUUGGACUUGGAACGACAGAGUGGCGAUGGUGAGGAAGAUAGCGAAAAAAAGAAAGUGGACGAUGAUGAAGACAAAAGUAACCCCCAGUAUAUACCAAAACGAGGAACUUUUUAUGAACAUGAUGAUAGAACUGCGGAAGAUGGUAUUCCGGAUGGAGCAGAAGCAAAAACUGUUGAUACUGAACAAGAAGAAAUUCCCAUUAAUGAGAAAGCUACAGGAAAACCUAAAAAAGUAUGGCAACAAAGUCAGGAUAGAUGGUCACAUGAUAGGUAUGAUGAAGGUGAGCAGGCUCCUAAAUCAAGAUCUGAAUUGAUUGCUGCAUAUGGAUAUGAUAUAAGAAAUGAGGAAGGCCCGCCGAAAGCCAGAAGGGGUCAUAGAUAUGGGCAUGGUCCUAAUAAAUAUACAAGAAACUGGGAAGAUUUGGAAGCAUAUGGCAAACAAAAGCCAACACAAAGAAAACCAAAAGCAGAAGAUUUUCCAGCUCUUCAAUAUGAAAAGGGUUCAUCUUAUAAUAAUGAUGUUUCAGAGCAUUCAGAUAAAAAGAAAGUUGAGGAAAGAGGAUCUUCUAGAAUCAAACGCAAUAAGCAGAAUAAUGUCCGUAAUAGAAAUAAUAGAUUCAAUAAAUUUGAUCGCAGAGAUAAACAAACUAAUGAAUAUAAUGAAAAUUCACAAAAAGGAUACAAUGAAAUUAAAGAAAAUACUAACAAUAUAAAUGAAAAUGAUCCUAAACAUAAGAAAUAUGAUAAUGAAAGGCAUCAACAUAAUAGUGGAGACAAACGUGGCCCAAAUAGACCUUUUAAAAAUCGGAAUACAUUAGAGUUUAAGAGCCAUAAUAGGAAUAAAAUUUCUAACACACAGCAUAGUAAUUCUCACAAUAGUUCAGAUGGGCCAAUAAAUAAUCAUUAUGAAUUGGCAUCUACUAUUGAGGCACAGAAAAAUCUGUAUGAUAUUCAAGAUAAGGAAGACAAUACAGAUAAUAUUAUCACUCAAAGUUUUAAUAACACAAAAUUAAAAUGUGAGGAUAGUGUAAAUAGCAUAAAAUACAUGGAUAACAUUAAAACAACAUCCCAUAAUAAAAGCAUUGCACAGCCUAGUGGUAAUGAUCAUAUUCGAGGGGGUAAUGUUGCUCCACCUAGAAUGCAAGAUGUUGUCCGUCCGAAAAGAUAUUCUUGUCAAAGACCUGGUGGUAUUGUACCAGAAACAAACAUGCAAGGCCAACCGCAGCAACAACAACCUGUAUAUCAACAGAACUACUAUGCAACUGAAUAUACUCCGCCUGUAGCAAAUGAACAAAAUAAUUCACAUCAAGGACAACAUAUACCACAAGCACUAAAUGGGAUGCCCCAAGCAGGGGGUCAGGUAGUACCUCCUAAUAUUUCUGUGCCACCCCCACAAACAAUGCCUUAUGUACCAGAACCAGUUCCUACACAGGUCAUAACCACUAGUAAUCAAGUGAUGCCGCAACAAGUUCUUGCCCCUCAAUAUCCUCCAAGUUCUAUGCAGUUUAAUUCGGGGGGACCCUACAUGGCUCCAAAUAAUACUUUUAUACCACAAUCUUUAGGUUAUCCUGUUCCUCCUCCUCAACAUGCACCCCCAACACAAUAUCCUCCCCAAUACCCUCAAUACCCGGCUCCUACAGCUUUUAAUGCAGUGCCAAAUCCGCCUCCUGCAGGCCCUAUGUUCCAACCACAAGGAGGAAUAACAUAUUAUUCUCCUCAAGGGCAACCUUUGCCACCAAGGUUAGCACCACGUAGACCUCGAAGUUCUGCGAUACCUAUUGUACCACCACCUCAAGUUACACAAGAAAACUCUUCACCUACGCCAGAUCAAACAUCAGACAAUGAUGGUGUUCACAAUAUAGACCACAUAUUGGAUAACAUGUUUGUUCAAAGGCAUCCAUAUGAUCCAUCAACUAGCAAUAAUUUAUGCAACAUAAAUGAAAAGGUGCAAGAAAUGUCAAUAACAGAAACAUCAAAUGAUGAAACUCACAUCCAAAACUCAACAAAUGAAAUUGAGAAUACUUCAAAUGAAAAUGCACAAACUAAUAGUGUAGAGACUUGUGAAAGUAAUGAUAUACUUCCCGUAGCUACUUGAAAAGGAUAAUGUUUUUUAAUUUUAAAGUUUAUUUAUGGAUUGGUGAUUUUUGUUUUAUUAUUUGAUUUUUGCAUACAUUUCUCAGAGAUUGUCUAAUUCACCAUGAGGCAUUUUCAUAAGAUAAUAUUUGAUUUCAUAAAUGUUUAUGCACUGCAUGUUUUACCCUUCAUUGAGUGAAUGCCUCAUGUUGAAAUAGAUAAAGUAUCUAUAGAUGUAUGUAGAUUCAGUUAUGUAAGUGUUUAUAUCUAUUCACAUAUUGCAAUUUGUGAGGGUUGUAAAAAUUUAAUUACAUAUAUAUAUUUCACAUACAUCAAUAAUUAAAU